Molecule: messenger RNA, 2100 nt
Organism: Stereum hirsutum FP-91666 SS1
Lineage: Eukaryota; Fungi; Basidiomycota; Agaricomycetes; Russulales; Stereaceae
Exons: 4
Coding region: 1-2100 (699 amino acids)
Source: RefSeq, a predicted model, not a curated record
AUGUCUCCACCCGCGGACGAUUCGGAGAACCUUCGCUCCGUGGUCCAGAAUCAGCAACAGACCAUCUCGUUACUGGUUUCUGAGAAAGCAUCACUCAGUGCGUCCUUGGAGCGUCUGACGGGCAUCGAUUCCAAAACGCGCGAUGUGGAGGCGCACUUGGAACAGGAAAGAGAUGCCAGCAACGCACUGCGGGAACGAGUCCAACACCUUGAGCGCGAUAAUCAGAGUGCCACAGCUCGGAUACAGCACUUGUCCGGUCGAGAGAAGGAGCUGGAGGACAAACUCCGAGAGCAGGCUCGGGAGUUGCAGCUCACUUCGAGCGCUACUGAGGAACUUCGAACCCAAUCAGAAGAAUCUCAGAAACGGAUCCGUGAGCUGGAGGAACAGAUCCAAAGCGACGAUCGCGUUGAGAGGUUGGAGUCAGAGUUGCGCAACGUCCAAGACCGUGCGAGUGAGCUUGAGUUUCAGAUAUCGAAGCUCAAACAGACGAAUAACAGCUUCAAGUCGGAGAAAGACGAGCUUGAAGCCCAGCUUCGCUCCAAGACGGAGUCCGAGGCCAUAUGGGCAUCCAAGCACUCCGAACUCCAAGGUCGACAUAUGGACCUCCAAAAGCAACUUUCCGAGAUCAAUGAUGCUCGCCAAGCGGUCGUCCAGGAAAAAAUAACUCUGGAGUCUCGUCUAGCAGACCAACAGAAGACCAUAUCUGCUCUGCAGCAGGCCGCCACCCAAGCGUCUUCCGAAUUCGGAGCAACGAUACGACAGCUGCAGACGGCCCAGAACGAGCUCCGUAUCGCCAAUAGACGGGUGGAAGAGGCGGAGCGCACUCAGCAGGAGCUCCAAGCCGAGGGGACAUCGCUCAUGCGCUCGCUGGACGAGAUGCGGCCCAAGAUUGUUGAACUGACGGACAUUAAGCUCGAGCUUACGGAGAAGAUCAAUAGCCUGGAUAAUUCGCUUCGCGAGAGGGACGGCGUCAUUGCUCAGUUGGAAUCGUCAAUGCACGAGCUGCGCGAACAGAAGGGGAUCGUGGACGAGCAACUCCGAGAAGUCGAAUCACUACGGGAGAACGACCGUGCUACGGCAGAGGACAAUGUCGCGGAACUGCAGCGCGGAUAUACGGAGAUGCAGAAUGAGCUGGAUGGGGCACUUGCUAGUGUCCGAGAACUGGAGAUUGAGCGGUCGAGUCACCGUCAGACGGCCGCUCGCCAGUUGGAGGAGAUCGAAAAGCUCACGUCAUCCAUUCAGUCACUGAAGGAGGAGGUUGCUUCGCUAAGAGGCGAGUUAGAAGAACGCAAGCUUGCAGAAGUUGAGAAGGAAGAGUUCCUUGAACGGGCUCGGACCGAUGUCGAGGUAUUGCGUGCAGAGGUCGCCUCGAAGGAUGCAGAGAUCGAGCAGCUGCGUGUUGAAGCAUCGUCGACGGCCUCUCUCGCGGACCAACUCUCCCCUUCACUCAAUCAAGAGAUGGUCAGCUCGCUGAGACAGCAGCACGCGCUUGAGCUGUCCGCCUCCCAGUCCCAGAUCCGUGCCCUCCAGACCACCGUCUUCGAGCUCGAAGCGAAGAACCAUUCAUUCCACCGGCAGAUCAGCUCCCUCGAAGACCUCGUCGCACAAUUACGUUCUGUCUCGACUGUCAACAGCAACAACACCAUGCCCGCACGCAUAUCCCCCAAUCGGCCCAUGUCACCUCCCUCACGUCCUUCCAGCCGGUCGAGGAACCACUCUGACGACCUCCGUCGGGCCUCCUUUGCACGCAAGACCAGCAAUGCUACAGUCUCACAGCAGUCCUUGCCAUCCCAAUCCAUCUUCGGUCAAAAUCUCUCCGCCGAGACGCGCCAUAAACGCAAGGUCAGCCUCAGCAUGCUCAAGGCUCGAAUCGACAGCGAGGUCGCUGCUGCCGCGACGGCGACCUCCCACCCGCCAUCUCGCGCCAUCUCCCCGUCGCUCUCGCUCAAGGACGCGUCGAAGAGUGGUAUUCUUGUAGCGCACUCUCAUGGCUCUGAGGAAGGGCACGAUCACAGUCCCUCAUUCAAACAUCCUCAGUUCUUAGACGAGUCACAUAUCUUCUGGUGCCACUCAUGUCGUGGAGAGCUGGUCGUUCUGUGA